Anopheles stephensi (Asian malaria mosquito) is the source of this 2251-nucleotide messenger RNA. RefSeq lists its product as uncharacterized. Lineage: Eukaryota; Metazoa; Arthropoda; Insecta; Diptera; Culicidae. The transcript has 3 exons. Bases 1404 to 2084 code for a protein of 226 amino acids. The record is from RefSeq and is a predicted model, not a curated record.
CGCUUCUUUCCAAUGAUUUCUGUACGCCACCGUGUCUUGUGCUUCCUUUUUCUCCCAACGCGGCUAUACUAAUGAUGCGCGCACAUGGCUUUCAAUUGCACCACACUGCACCGCAAUGGGGAGAGAUUUCGUCGCGAGCGUGUCGGGUUAAUUGAUGUAAACUGCACCAUCAUCACACAGCAGAAAACAUCAGCCAUUACAACAACGGGCCGGGUGUCUGUCACGCUCGCUUUCUCCGGUGGGAAGGUGUAGGUGCGGAAAUAUCGCCACGCUCCAAAGUAAUGGCCACACAGGCGCGGUAAUGUUUUUCCUCACGGCGGCGGAGAAGCAGAAAGCGAUUCAAAUUAUCCGAGAACUGCGCUAGGACGAGGACUUCCCGUGUCGUUGAUGUAUUCCAUCAAAGUAGAGAGCUUGUAAUUAGUGGUAGUAGGCCGCAGAGAUUGUUGGAACUGUAAUUAGCUAGCCACGACUGUAGUUGUUCCACAAAUGGCCGUUCCCAUAGAAACAAAUCACCUCCACGUCGUGAUAGAAUGGCCUUCUUGGCGAUUGUGUUUCUUGGACGAAAUGUGAUCCCUUCCAACCGGGGAGCGGUAGAAUUAAUUCUUCAGAUUCUACGCAACUCUCUCGGUCUGUUAGGUGCGCGCGCGCGCGUGGUCUAGAAUCGAAGUAAGCAGACCAAGAAUUGAGUGUGGGUGGGUACGCAAAUCCUACCCAAUCUUGGACACACGUUCGCGAUACAACACCCCACAUAUUCCACACAGAUCCAUUAAAAAGUCACUCAUAUUCGUCGACGAUCCGGUUUUCACCGUGUCCGCGUCCAGCAGCCGCUACUACAAAGCGUAAGAGACACCUUUGCCAGAGAGCUUUGCGUUCUUGGUGGCUGUUGGAGCUCUGUUUCUGAGUUGAUGUGUGCACAGAUGAUGGAUUACAAUUCUUAUCGCGUCCUUUUAGUGUCAACCCCCGGUAGAUUCUCCCACUCUCUGUCAAGGUCUCACUGGGUGAUGGAAUUCCACGCCGUGAUGACGUUUGUGGACAUCGUUUAAAGUCCGCGUGUGUGUGUGUGUGUUGAGAUGAGAAAAAGUAAAAGGUCUGCUCUGAGUCAACAGUGAUGCAGUAAUCACGCCGCCAAAUGCAGCCCUCGUCACCAGUGGCCCACCAUUUGCUUCUAUCCGCACGCGCGCUCCACUCCAGAUUCGGCGAGGCACAACAAUAAACCACCGAAACGGAAAAGAUCACUGAAUGCACACACGCCCGCGGAGAGUGGCGGCGGUGUCGUUGACCUUGGAGUUCAGUGAGCUCCAGAAGCUGGGAAAAGCAUUUGGAAGUUCUGCCAGCAUUCCAUUACUUUGCUGACGCUCCCUCGGAAGGUUGAGCUAGACCCUGUGACGCUUUGCCCUGCAAGUAUGCCAUCGGCACCGGAUCGCAACCCGGACUACUACAUCGGUGCUACCGGGCGUCCCGUUUUAACGACCCAUUUCACCACGAUGGGUGAUCGUCAUGGGUUGAGCAAAUCGGAAAAUGGCGCUAGAAACAGUAAGCUGCACAAAUGCUUAUACAAUCUCACGGUACGGAACGGUGGUGGAACAACAUUUCCCACCGGCAAUAACGCUUACGCUCGUCACGGAUCUAUCGUCGCCAGCAGCAGGAGAGCAAGCAAUAAAACGGAACAUGAUAUAACAGCGAUACCCAGGCACGGCCAUCUUGGUACUGGAGGUCGCAGCAGUAAAUCACCCCCACAUCAGAUUUCGGGAUCAACUCGUGAUGCCGGUCGGAGCUCGUUUGGUGCCAGCGGCGGGUGGUACUCGACCGGUACGGCCGGUACGCACAGUGGGCUGCAGACAGAUCGAAGCCGAUCGUCAACGUCACCUUCUCCUUCACGGUUGCUUACUGCCCGUAGCACAACACGACGCUCGGGACCUCCAGAAGUCUCCGCCGCCGAGAGUUCGCUCGUUCUACAAUGCAGAUAUCACAAUCAACACAAGCUGCUGGACAAUCGGCUGACCAAUCAGCGAAGCUACGAUCGCAACAUCUUUGGGUACGACCGGCGCAUGGAUCAGUUCGUGCUGCCACCGUUGCAGAUUUAGGGGGCGCGUGGAACUUAAUGAAUCAUAUCCAAACCAACCUUCCUGCAAUCGUGUUUUAAGACUAGACUAGGCAUUACGUUCCCUUUUCCGCGGAGAUCCGAAGCAUCUCCGUACAGAGGGAACUCGCGUUUAAGAUAUAAAAUAUGAAGAAAAGAAAAACAGCAAAA